Molecule: messenger RNA, 2716 nt
Organism: Polypterus senegalus (gray bichir)
Lineage: Eukaryota; Metazoa; Chordata; Cladistia; Polypteriformes; Polypteridae
Gene: themis2
Product: thymocyte selection associated family member 2
Exons: 7
Coding region: 180-2198 (672 amino acids)
Biological process (GO): T cell receptor signaling pathway
Source: RefSeq, a predicted model, not a curated record
CGAGGCGUGAUGUGCCACUCUGCCCUGCCCGAAAACGCCUUCGUAUUCCGUUCUCACUUCAGAUCCUCUUAAAGCAGAAGUGCGACGAGUGUGGGAUAGCAAGCGACUUAUGGUCACAGUUCGUCUGCGUCAGUCAGACGACCACUUAGAGACGAAAGUGUGCAGCAGGACAUCGUGCAAUGGCGGGUACUAGCUCCACUGCUGUCCUGUCCUUGCAGGAAUACAUCACGUCCAUUGACAUCGGCUCCCUCCCCAGGAUCGUGCAGAUUUGCUCGGGGGUUUACUUUCAAGGGUCGGUGUAUGAGGUGUCUGGCAAUGAGGUCUGUCUGUCUACUGGAGACUUGGUGAAGAUAAUCAGCGCUGAAAUCAUCAAGGCAUCCUGUGAGGAUGUGAACACAAAUGACACCUUUGAGCUGCCAUUGGACUUCAAAGGGUCCUUUAAGCUUAUUCCAAAUCUGUACCCCUAUUCCACAGUGGAGGAAAUGGUCAGCAUGAUAGGAGAGCUGGAGAUGCCCUUCUACUUCACUAGCAAAGUGGACAUACAUUUCCAAGGGCUGGUCAUACGCAGUGGAGAGGUCAUGGAGCUCCUGUCGGCCCAAAUGGACGAAGGGAAGAAAUGUGCCCACUGCAUCCUGCGAGACGAGCAAGGCGAAGUUCCUCUGUACAUCCCAUUUUCCUGCCAUGGUGAAUUCUAUCAGGUUGUAAGCACAGAGGCCUACACUCUCCAGGAGAUCCUGAAAUCCCCCAGGCUGUGCUCUUGUCGGAUGAACAUGGUCACCGGGGAGAAGGGCAUCUGUUCAAGCCAGGCAUCGCUCCUGAUCUCCCCAGUAUAUGAAAUUCAUGCUAUAAUGCAGUUCAGAAAGAACUCGGUGAAGAUCCCAUCUAACCUGGAGGUCGACCUUAUCGAUGUCACCGAGCAAUGCCAAGAUGUAACUUUCAUCACCCCGCUGAAUCUGAAGGAGGUGUUUUCUCAACCUGAUGACAGCUUUCCCGCAGUGUGUGAGAUUUUAGAAACUUCAGAACAUCAGAAUUACUUCAAAAGUGCAUGGCUUCCCAAAUUGAAAAAGGGCCACAGUUUCAUCAUUCAUGAAAAACUCCACUGCCAAAUGAUUCUAACAACCACCGUCUCCGGCAAGAAACCCAAACGGUAUUUCCUGAUCUGGGACAGUUACGGUGGUUGCUUUCGAAUGCGACCGCGUGAGUUUACGACUGUGCACGAUCUGUCGGUGGCUGCCUCCAGAUCGCAAAAGCUCCAAGUCAAUGUUUCCAAGUACUGCGAGUCCAUUGAGGAGGACCUGCCUUCACUGAGCAUCGGUGACCAGUUGGAGGUGCUCUACCAAACUGAGAUGCAGCUGAACUAUGAUGGGGCUCUACAGCUAGUAGAUGUGUUGGUCUGCAACAGGAUAACCGAUGUUGUUGAUGAUGAUGAUGACGAACUCCCAGAACAGAUCUCGUUACCCAUGUAUCUGGAGGGAGGAUUUGUGGAAAAGCUUAGCAAUAACAAAAAAUACACCAUCCUUGAUAUCUCCAAGAAGGUUAUCCUGCCCGUUGAUGUCAAAGUAGCUGUUCGGGAUCCCUCUGUUGAAGAUGACAUCCUUGGGAACUUCUUGACUCUCCGACUGGAAGAGAUAGCCACGGAGCCUGUCCUUAUAGCUAGCUUAAUGGAAAUGCCAGAUUACUGCUUCAAAAUUCCAAUCAACUGGAUUGACAUGUCUGUAUUUUUCUCUAAGGAACCAUUGCCGCAGCAGGCUCAAGAGCUUCCUUUAAGGCAUGAAAGUGUAUCUGAAGUAAUGGACAACUUCUAUUUUGAUUUUCGUAAAAUCACCAUUUCAGACCUGCCACCCCCACCUCGGCCUCCAAAAAGACAGAAAUCGUCAAAGAAGAAUUCCAGUCCACCUGCUCUUUCCUGUCCUCCGAUGGAUGAUAUACCUCCUAGAGUGUGCAGACUCAGCAUUAGUGAAGAGAAACCAAUGCAGAGGUGUACGUCACCGCUUGGCAGAAGCCCACUGGAAAGCCCCCCUGAGAUAUUACCAAGGAAGUCUUUGGCACAGCCAGACAAAUCAAAACUUAAUGAGUAUGUAAAGUCUCCAAAGAAAACCAAGAACAACAGACAAGGAAAUUCUGAUGAUGAUGACCACGACUAUGAAUCAAUUGAUGACACCAUCAGGUCAAUGCAAGAAAGUGUGUCCUUCUACUGAUAUGUGACCAGCAAAAACAAAAUAGUGACACAAGAGGAUAUUUCCGGAGUCCAGGCUCAGGCUACCAGUUCGUCUUAUGCCUUCAAAGAUCCCAAUGUCCUCCUCGCCUACCUGCUUUUUUUGCACUUUUGUAAUUCACAUCCUUCCUUCUUUGCAGUUUUCACUGUGUCUUUAUUAAGAUAUCAAAGUUGCCAAACUAAUCUUUGCCAAUUACCUCCUGGACAGCAGUGGCGCUGAACUGCUGUAAAGGGCUAAUGACGGGGCCAGCUGUGUGACAGAAGAUCCCAGUUCAAGACUAAGAAAACCAUUUGAGUUGAAGCUCAUCUGAAUCUCUUAAAUUUUCAAAAAGGAAAUGGAAAAGGACAUUGACCUUCUCAACAAAGAGCCACUGAAGUGAGAGUGACACGUGUGGUCAGACAUUUUAAUAUAAAGAAGAGUGAGAGAGAAGAAAGAGCGCCAACCAUGAACAUCUGACUGCAAAGGGAGACUUUCCUCUAUUUUUUGAAAGUACCUGUAAU